AUGGUCUACCGCAAAGCCUGCAAAUACGCUGGCGUAAACAAUCCCGAAGGCGCCAAACCUGUUAAAGGAACUUUCCCCCACGUUAGAGAAACAAUUGGACUUGAUGUGUGGGAAGAACUGGUGAACUCUCCCAUUGGAGUAGUUGCUAGGCUAGCUGGAAGCGAAAGCGUAUGGUUUGGUAGGACCGUACACUAUCUACUAUGUAGACAGCUGCGAGUACAUAAGAAGGAGAUAUGGUGUCUCGUGGUUGAUGAGGCUAUCAGGUUUAGCUUGCUCGAGUUUGGUGAGAUCACUGGGUUAAACACAGGUUCAUUACCAACAGAAAGGUUUGAAGCUGAUCAAUACAAAGAGUUUUGGGAGGAGUUGAAGGUGCUGCUUCGGAUGGGACCCAAGUUAGAUGAACUGAAGGAAGCAUUAGCGUUCUGUCCGCUUUGGAGUUUUGAAAAGCGUAAGUGGUUAGGGCUGCUACUUCUUCAAGCCAUGGGAGUCUAUUGUUUGCAUCACAAUUCAAGGAUACCUUUUGAAAGUGCAAUAAGGGUAUUCGACGAUGAAAUCAUGGGGUCGGAUCCAUGGGGUCGGACUGCAUACAAAGUCCUCAUUGACUCUAUUAAAACGUUGGUUCCAGAAGGAGGGUCAUACACAAUAAGCGGCAUGACCGUCGCGUUAUUGAUUUGGGCGUAUGAAUCCGUCGCCUGCUUUGGUGAGAAUUUUGGGAGGGUGGUGAAUAAUGAAGACGUUCCGCUUUUGCGAUGGGGUGGAAAGCGUACGCGUGCAAGUUUUGAUAACUUGUUGGCUGCCAAAAUCAAAGAGCAUGGCGAGGUGCGUGUGAAGAGAAUGGUUUUGAAGGACUCAAUUGAAGAGAUGUUUCCUAAAUGGCCGGGUGAACCUGACGACCCACAACUCGGGAAUGAGAAGAAGAAGAAAAUGAAGGGUGGAGUUUCGUCAGAAGCUGAGUCACCCACUAAGAAGCAGAAGAAAUUUAAGACACGGAAUGAGUCUGAAUUUGCUGCAGCGGGAAAGGGUUCUAGCGAGAAGGAAGGUAGCAAAGAUUUCGAGUUGGAGAACAAAACGACUCUGAGGACCAUUGUGAGUACUCUGGAUAAUAUUUCCAGGAAAGUUGAGCAUUUUGACUCACGGUUGGAAGCUUACGAGUUAGACCGGAAUAGACCAUUGAUGGACCAAAAGACCAUUGAUGACAGCGUGAAAGCUUUACUAGAGGAGCUUCUGAAAGUUCUGGGAGUUAGGAAAAUUCCCGAAAACAAUGAUAACCCCUUUCCACCAUCAGCAGAUAAAUCUUUAACGUUGGCAUCACCGCAGGUUCAAACGCAGCAGAAGUCUGUCAAUAGUCCAACAUUAGCUGCGACACCUGGUAAUGUUUUUGGACCGAAAAAGAAUUUGGCGAAAGAGCUUGAUAAGGAAUCAGGGGUGAAAAGGACUUUGGUUGAGGAGUUUGUUUCUCCUUCAAAGGCUACUAAGGAUGAUAAGGAUGCUAAGGUUCCAGCCUAUGGACGCGGCUGCAGGGGCAAGCGUAUUAUUAAGGGUGAGGAAGCCAAUGAGAAGCAAAAAGCAGAGCAGGCAGAUGCUGCGUUUAAGAGGAAGGAGAAUGCUGAGGCUAAGAAAAAAGCGGCUGAGGCUAAGAAAAAAAAGGCUGAAGCUAAGAAAAAAGAGGCUGAGGCUAAGAAAAAAGAGGCUGAGGGUAAGAAGAAAAAAAAGGCUGAGCUAAAGAAGCGAAAACAUGCUGAGUCAAAGAACAAAGAGGUGACUCCAUCUGGAGAGGACAGUGUAUUUGCUGAUGUGACUGACGAAGUUGUUGCUGGAGAGAACGAAUUCGCGCCGGAGUCUGACGUCGAGGGAUCUGAACUGGUUAAAUCUGCCAUAAUUAAGGAAUAUCGGGAGAAAAGUGUUCAGUUAACUCCAAAAGGGUUUUCAAAGGUGGCAGUUUCUUCACCAGCAGUUUUUCCGUACGUAGGAGAGAAUGGAACGACGUGCAUGAGGAAAAAUGUUACUCCUUCAUCAGUAAUAUAUGACCCUCUAGCACCUGUUGAUCCGGUGCUACUCGAAAAACUGAUGCAACACAUAAAGGGAAUUCCACCCAAACCACCAACAUCAGCAGAUAAACCAGCAGUCAUCUCCGCUUAUCAUGAGGGUGAUUUCUACAGCAUACUCAUCCAUGAAAGACCGUGGCCGGAAAAGGAAUAUGGAUGGGCGUUUGAUAAUUAUGAAGAUGUGGAUCACUUGUACGGAUGUCUUCAAACCGGCGGAAAUCACUGGGUUACGUAUCAUGUGGAUCUGAAGAAGGAAAAGAUUGAUUGCUACGAGCCAAUCUUUGGAGAGGUAACACCCGAAAGUGAGCAGAGAAUUCUAAAUUCAUUUAAACCGCUGACGCACAUGAUUCCGUAUAUGUUGAGUGAGCAUAUUCCUGCCAAUAUCCGAGCCCCAAGUAAGAAGAAGUUCUCAUUCAGAAGGAGGAGCAAAAAAUACACUCCACAAAACUCCCAGAUUGGCGAUUGCGGGGUGUAUUCGUUGAAGUUUGUGGAGUGUCUAGCGUUUGGUAUAACGUUUGAUGGGAUAAGCGAUAAAAAUAUUCAAGGUUUACGGAUGAAGAUGGCAGCAGAGAUCCUCGAUGAAGAAGGAAAUUCUGUGAUGAGCAGUUGGCUGCCUCAUUGA
Messenger RNA from Brassica napus (rape), 2667 nucleotides. RefSeq lists its product as uncharacterized. Gene Ontology annotation, molecular function: cysteine-type peptidase activity. The coding region runs from base 1 to 2667 and encodes 888 amino acids. Gene Ontology annotation, biological process: proteolysis. Lineage: Eukaryota; Viridiplantae; Streptophyta; Magnoliopsida; Brassicales; Brassicaceae. The transcript is spliced from 6 exons. The record is from RefSeq and is a predicted model, not a curated record.